This is a messenger RNA of Armigeres subalbatus, 462 nucleotides long. RefSeq names its product cytochrome c oxidase subunit 7A1, mitochondrial-like. The transcript has 3 exons. The coding region runs from base 160 to 384 and encodes 74 amino acids. Gene Ontology annotation, biological process: mitochondrial electron transport, cytochrome c to oxygen. Lineage: Eukaryota; Metazoa; Arthropoda; Insecta; Diptera; Culicidae. The record is from RefSeq and is a predicted model, not a curated record.
GUUAAAAAUAGCGCAAGUGCAGAGCGCAGAAACUGCAAUAAUACUGCAUAAAGUACUCACACUGAGCAUGCAUUAGUUUCUAACGGUCGUCAGACGAGAAAGAGUUUCCAUUCGACACUACAUCGCGUGCGCUACAUUUAAUUCAAGUUUUAUAUCGCCAUGGGACACCCCGAACCAAAGGUUUACAUCUCCGAUAAGCUGCCCGAAUCCCUGCGGAAAUCGAUGCAAACUUUCCAGGCAAAGAACGAUUUGCCCAUCUUUCUAAAGGGUGGCCCAUUUGAUAAAGUGCUUUUCUUGACCACUUGUGGACUGUGUGGAAUUGGUGUUUUGGGGAUCGUCCAUUUCAUCUACACAAUGGGCUUCUCUAAAAAGAAGGCAGAUUGAGCGAUUCUUGUGAUAUCUUGUUAGAGAAAAAACAGUGCAAAUAAAACAGCGGCGAUUUCCGCUACAUAAAUGUAAAAA